UGGAAGAGCCGAGAUGUCAAGGACGAGGCUCUUUCGUCUCCUCAAUACCAUCCUGUCUCGCAAUUACUCGAUAUACUUAACUCAGGUCCUAUCCGAGACGCUUGAUUCUAUCUGCAUAGAGGCUGUCGCUGCAACGCAUACGCCAUGGAGGACGGAAAGAAUGCCAACCCUCUCAUCAUCAACCCCUCAGACCUCCCCACCCGACGACGACGGACCUCUGCGCGAGAUGAACUUUCACAUGGCAUCGUGACCUAUCCUGCACCCACAUUUAGCAACGACCCUUUCGAGCGCUCGUCUAGUCCAUCUUCUGAGGAGAGCGACAGCGAUGUCGAAAAUGAGCCCAUUGACACCCAAGAAAUCUUUGACCUCAUUGCCACCAUGUCCGAUCCCGAACAUCCCAUCACUCUCGGUUCGCUGGCCGUGGUGUCACUCCCCGAUAUCGCCAUCAAGCCUACACUUCCCAGUCGCAAGAACUCGAACCUGGAAACCGUCACCGUCCUGAUCACACCUACGAUUCAGCACUGUAGUCUGGCAACCGUUAUAGGAUUGGGUGUCCGAGUCAGGCUAGAAGAAUCUUUGCCUCCGAGAUUCAGAGUGGAUGUCAGAAUCAAGGAGGGCACACACUCGACAGCAGACGAGGUGAACAAGCAAUUGGCAGAUAAGGAACGAGUGGCUGCGGCGCUGUGGAAUCCCACGCUGCAGAGCUUCAUCAAGAAGAUGUUGGAGACUUGUGAAUGAAUUAUGUAAAACAAAAGAGCUGUAUGAAUUCCGAAUGAAAGCGACUGAGCGUAUUUCAACUGCAUUGUCGAUGUGAUGGUUCCUUGAAUACAUCGUCCGGUGUCGUCUUACCUGCUUGGGUGCC
Messenger RNA from Exophiala viscosa, 862 nucleotides. RefSeq lists its product as uncharacterized. Gene Ontology annotation, biological process: iron-sulfur cluster assembly. The transcript has a single exon. The record is from RefSeq and is a predicted model, not a curated record. Bases 145 to 738 code for a protein of 197 amino acids. NCBI's taxonomy places the organism in Eukaryota, Fungi, Ascomycota, Eurotiomycetes, Chaetothyriales, Herpotrichiellaceae.